Molecule: messenger RNA, 402 nt
Organism: Haliaeetus leucocephalus (bald eagle)
Lineage: Eukaryota; Metazoa; Chordata; Aves; Accipitriformes; Accipitridae
Product: chromosome unknown open reading frame, human C14orf180
Exons: 4
Coding region: 1-402 (133 amino acids)
Source: RefSeq, a predicted model, not a curated record
AUGUCCCAGAUAUGUCCAGCCCCACCUUCUAGUGCAGAGGAGCUGCCGACAGAUGACAGUAGCUAUCCUCCUUCAAUAUUGAGGAAAAGGCCACCUGUGGACCAAGCUGUGGGGGAAAAGCGGAAAGCAGAGAGAAAGGUUCGAUUCCGUGAGCCAGAAGUCAUUGAAUAUGCCAUUUCCUGCUAUGACUACGUAGUGGUAGAUGACAGGUCAUCAUCUGGAUUGCCUGUGCUCCUGUGGCUCUCAUUUUGCACGGUGCUGAUCCUUGCUGUGAGUCUCUACUACACCAGCGUGAAGAAAGAUGUCAAAGUCCUGGAGGAAUUUCAAUCCCAACUUGUUAUCUUCUUUCUUCAGAUAAGACACGUUGCUCAGAAAUGUUGGACUUGGUUUAUGAGGCAGUAG